Engraulis encrasicolus (European anchovy) is the source of this 2316-nucleotide messenger RNA. RefSeq lists its product as uncharacterized. Bases 148 to 1668 code for a protein of 506 amino acids. NCBI's taxonomy places the organism in Eukaryota, Metazoa, Chordata, Actinopteri, Clupeiformes, Engraulidae. The transcript has 9 exons. The record is from RefSeq and is a predicted model, not a curated record.
UCGUCUGUGAUUCACAGCGAUGUCUGUGCCAGCACCGAACCGGAGACGGUCGAAAGAUUUCCCUUCGAUACCUACGAGCGACCGAGCAAGAGGCCACGUCUGGACCUGGAGGAGGAAGCAGAGAACCUCUUGGACAGCAGCUCAUUGAUGGACAUCGGGGAGACGGUGACCAUCAAGACUGAGUCAGCAAAUGUGAUCGCAGAGCCCCCUACACCUGUCCAAAAGACUCCUACGUAUAUCGUCUACGAAUCCUGCUUAAGGGAGCUGCUUACAGAGUGUCCAGACUGCAAGAUGAAAGCAGAUGUCCGCAUGAGACGUUGGGGCACAUUCCUGACUGUGCUGCAGAAUUGCCAAUAUUGUCAGUACUCUCGACGAUGGAACAGCCAGCCUGUUCUUGGAAGCACUCCUGCAGGGAACCUACAACUGGCUGCGGCCAUUUACAUCAAUGGUGCAUCUUUCACCAACAUCGAAAAGAUUUUUAAGACGAUGAACUUGAAAAUAUUCAAAUGGCCGACCUUCCAAAAGUACGUCCAGAGGCACAUAGAACCUGCUAUCGUAAAGCAGUGGAGGGCGAGUCAAGACGGCCUGUUGGCAGAGCUUUCACAGCAGCAAAACAUCAUCCUUGGAGGUGGCAUGAGGACCGACUCACCAGGCCUCUUUGCCAGGUUUGGCAGCUACGCCAUGAUGGACCUCAGAAAUAACAAAGUCAUCGAUGUUCAGCUAGUUGAGAGCAGUACGUGCGGUGGCGUUGACAACAUGGAGGUAAAAGGCCUGGGAAGGAGUCUCACUCUGCUGAAGGAUCAUGACGUGAGACCUGACACCGUCGUCACAGAGACUCGACCCGAGAUAGAGGAGUUCCUGCGAGAGGCUGCCUUCACACACUACUAUGAUGUCGGACACAUUGAAAAAGGGCUUUCCAGGAAACUGAAAGUGAUAUCACAAAAGAAGAACUGCAGAAAAGUGAAGAAAUGGCUCCCCACCAUAAGAAAACACCUGUACUGGACAGCAGAGACCUCCACUACGGGACCGGAGAAAAUGGCAAAGUGGAUGUCAAUCGUGAACCACAUCCAGAACGUCCACGUCCACGACGACCCACGAUUUCCUCAGUGUCUGCAUCCUCCGCAUACGGGCGACGAAGAUAAAUGGCUGGCAGCUGGAUCACCAGCUGUCUCCAAAUUGAGCAAGACACUAAUGAACAAAAAGCUUCUGAAUGAUGUGGAGAGACUCAGCCCUCAUCCCCACACAACUUCACUUCAGCACUUCCACAGUGUGAGCAAGCGAUUCGCACCCAAACAGCAGAUGUUUUCUUUUCAAAGAUUUCUAUGCAGGUUGUAUUUGGCAGCGCUGCACUUUAAUGAAAACUCAGGCCGUCCCCAAGCGACCUCAGCUGAUGGUGAGCCCCUGUUCAGGGUGGCGUUUCUCAAGUCCCAGACAAGAGAAUGCACAGACAAGCCUGUGAAGGUCGAGCCAACGUAUGGUUACGAGGAAGAGCUGGUGGACUUGGUGUUUGACAAGGUCUUCCCGGACCCCACUCCAUAUGUGGAAGAGGUGCUGAAGAUCCCCAGACCUCCAGAUGUGCCUUCACGCUUUGACCAACCGUGUAGUCAGGAUGUUGUAUUCGGCUACGUCUCCGUUAUCAAUCGAGGAGGCAGGCCUCCCCUCUAUUGACCUCCUGAUGUGCCUUCAUGCUUUGACCAACCGUGUAAUCAGGAUGGUGUAUCCGGCUACGUCUCCGGUACCAAUCGAGGAGGCAGGCCUCCCCUCUAUUGAACACAUCGGAGCAUCUCAGAUGUGGAAGAUGCACUAUACCAGUUUUUGGCCCCGAUACCGAUAUCCGAUACCUGGCUGUGCAGUAUCGGCCUCCCCUCUAUUGACCUCAGCCUGAGUGAACUUUAUUCCAAGUGAGAGGAAAAAUCCCUCAAGCAUCUCAGAUGUGGAAGAUUAAUUUGUGCUCUUAUUUAGAGCAGUUAGAGCACGGGCUAACGUUGAAACAUUAGUCUACUGGCAAUGUAAACAAAAUCACCUAUUAGUCUUCCACAUCUAAGAGGGUCUUAUGACUUUUCUUCUCACUUAGACAUGACGCCCUACACAUAGUGAAGAAAAGGAGCGUGGAGGAUACCUCACUUUUUUAUGUGAAUUUUAUUCCAAUGCCUCAGCAGCACAACACAAGAGGGAAGGGCAACUGGUGUUUGAAGAAAAAAAUGUAUUGAGAUCAUCUCAUUUCAUUUUAUCAAUCUUUUUUUUUUUUUACUAUCUCUGACAUUUUGUUACGUUUCACCUGUACAGCUGAACAUUACAAAUAAAAAACAUCAAUCU